UGUCAUUUAAUAAUUUCUAGUUUUAGUUACCAGUGUUCCUAUAAAGUUUGUUUUGUAUUUUAUGCUGAGUAAGCUUGAUUUAAAUUUGUUAACAAACUGCGAUUACCGAAACGGUGAACAAUAGCUAAAGUUUAUCGUGAGGGUUUAGCUCAAGAUUUAUUAACAUGCCGCGGACAACAAGAAGAUCUUUUAAAACUUUGCAGCAUGCCGCUACAGACACGGAAAAUUUAGUUGGCAGACCUUCUAAAAAUUUAAAACACCAACUAUCUCAAGAGACCCUCAUAGAUGUAGAAGUAAAAAGAAAGAAUAUAGCUACUAAGGAGGUUCAAGUAGAUAUUAAAGACAAAGUAUCAGUUGAUGAUCUUACUAACCCUGAUGGGGCAUCUGAAAAAUAUUGGGAAAUUUUGGCAGAAAAGCGGCAACAAGCAUUACAUGAAGCGCUAGAUGAAAAUGAGAAGUUAAGAAAAAUUAUUGAGGACUUGAAAGAAGAAAACUCUCAAUAUGUAAAGAUGUUGGAAGAAGCCAAUAGCUUUGUUGAAGUUAUUAAGGAAGAGCUUGCUAAUUGCAGCAACAAUGACACUGGCAUUGAUGUAAAUGAUAUCAGUACAGCCGAUGAAGCAGCAGAUGAGACACAGGAGAGCACUGAAGAAACAAAGACUGAAUAAUCUCCUCUGAAUCUAUCACAAAAUAGAGUUAAUAUAUUUAGUUUCUUUUGUA
This is a messenger RNA of Pieris rapae (cabbage white), 717 nucleotides long. RefSeq names its product geminin (gene geminin). The record is from RefSeq and is a predicted model, not a curated record. The transcript is spliced from 5 exons. Gene Ontology annotation, biological process: regulation of DNA replication. The coding region runs from base 165 to 665 and encodes 166 amino acids. NCBI's taxonomy places the organism in Eukaryota, Metazoa, Arthropoda, Insecta, Lepidoptera, Pieridae.